Molecule: messenger RNA, 961 nt
Organism: Aspergillus steynii IBT 23096
Lineage: Eukaryota; Fungi; Ascomycota; Eurotiomycetes; Eurotiales; Aspergillaceae
Product: aldo/keto reductase family protein
Exons: 6
Coding region: 43-891 (282 amino acids)
Molecular function (GO): oxidoreductase activity
Source: RefSeq, a predicted model, not a curated record
CUUCAACGAUCCGUUCAGUAUCUACGCAUCAAGUAACUCAAAAUGGCAGCCCUUCAAGGUCUACGGUCCACGUACCGCAUGAACUCGGGUCAUGAAAUCCCGAUCCUUGGAUACGGAGUCUAUAUGAUUCCUUCUUCCAAAACCGAAAAGAGCACGCUUGAAGCUUUCGGAAUCGGCUAUCGUCAUGUGGACUCCGCCAUCAUGUACGGCAACGAGCGCGCCUGCGGUCGCGCCAUCCAGAACUCCGGAAUCGACCGCUCCCAGCUCUUCUUUACGACCAAAAUCCCGCCCGAAUCGAUGGGCUACGAGCGCACCCGACGAGCAAUCGACAGCAGCUUGAAGGAGGCCCAGGAGGAGUAUUUCGACCUAAUUCUAAUCCACGCUCCGUACGGCGGAAAACAAGCCCGUCUUGGCUCGUGGCGUGCGUUAGUUGAGGCCCAACAGGCCGGAAAGACCAAGUCGAUCGGGGUUUCGAACUACGGCGUCCAUCAUCUCGAGGAGCUGGAGCAGUAUAUCAAAGAAGGCGGCGGUAGCGCUAUCGAUGUCGGGCAGUAUGAGCUGCACCCGUGGCUCGAUCGCACCGAGAUUACGGAGUGGUUGAAGAAGCGCAAUAUCGUUGUCGAGGCGUACUCGCCUCUGGCGCAUGGAUACCGCAUCACCGAAGCCGUGCUGAAGACGAUCGGGAGGAAGUAUAACAAGUCUCCGGCUCAGGUCAUGAUCCGGUGGAGUUUGCAGAAGGGCUUCGUCCCCCUACCCAAAUCUGCCACUCCCAGUCGCAUCCAGGAGAAUGCCGAAGUGUUUGACUUCGAAUUGUCCGAGGAGGAUAUGAAAUCGCUCAACACGGGCGAGUAUGACCCCACGGACUGGGAUCCCACGGUUGAUUAUGAUUAAGCGUUAGAUGCAUAGUGUAGCUUGGUACAUAGCCAUACUUUAGACUCGAUAAAGAAUUGAGACAUUGGAU